Molecule: messenger RNA, 396 nt
Organism: Nematolebias whitei (Rio pearlfish)
Lineage: Eukaryota; Metazoa; Chordata; Actinopteri; Cyprinodontiformes; Rivulidae
Product: insulin-like peptide INSL5
Exons: 2
Coding region: 1-396 (131 amino acids)
Biological process (GO): adenylate cyclase-inhibiting G protein-coupled receptor signaling pathway
Cellular component (GO): extracellular region
Molecular function (GO): G protein-coupled receptor binding; hormone activity
Source: RefSeq, a predicted model, not a curated record
AUGGCAGCUGCUAAGGGUCUGGUGUGUGUGUUGGUGGUGCUGCUGGCUGAGGUGUGUGUGGUUCACACAGAGGACAGGAUCAAGAUGUGCGGGCGGGAACUGAUCCGCCUGGCUGUCUCCACCUGUGGGAACUCCCGGCUGAGGAGAAGCAUUUCGGACACGGCGAUGGGUCAAGAUCACCACACCACUGGCUGGGGCCACGACUCCUCAGCUGAGCAGGACCAGACUUCAGAGAUGCUCCACACGCCUCCACAGUCUGAUGGGAAGGAAGCGGUCUCCUCUUUGGCUCCUCACUGGCCCCCCCGCACCUCCAGGAUCACACGAGCUGCUGGAAAAAUAUCUGACAUCUGUUGUGAGAAGGGAUGCAGCAUGAAAGAGCUCAUUCAGUUUUGCUAA